Molecule: messenger RNA, 345 nt
Organism: Anisakis simplex (herring worm)
Lineage: Eukaryota; Metazoa; Nematoda; Chromadorea; Rhabditida; Anisakidae
Source: the annotation of a GenBank genome assembly
GUACUCCAGUCUCGAACUAUGAAUACUCUACAAGCAAUUCCAAUCCACAAUCUAAUGCCAACACGACUAUGCAGCAAAAAGUGGUCUUUUCUAGGAUCAGGUCAAAUUUGUACACCUGAGCUUAGCACGAGAAGUGCUUGUACGGGUGAUAGUGGUGGUGGGCUGGUGAGUGAGAGCGACGAUGGACGUUGGGUGCUGCUCGGUGUCAUUUCUUACGGCUCCAGCUGUACACAACUCCUCCAAAACGCAAAACCUCGAGCUCAAGUUUACACUUCACUCCUCUACUACACCGCAUUCAUUGAUCGCUUCACAGAUGCACUUUCUUCAUGGAUUACCAUUGUUUAG